AUGCCAUCCCAAACAUAUACGCUGGCCACCCGGGUCAAGCUGGCCACCGGCCAGACGAUCCCCCAGAUCCAGCUGGGCCUGUACAUGAUGUCCGGCAAGGAGGCCUACCAAUCAACAAAAUGGGCCCUCUCAGCAGGCUACCGGGGCUUCGACUCGGCCCAGAUGUACCACAACGAGCGCGAGGCGGGCAAGGCCAUCCUGGACUGGCUGAACAGCCCGGAAAACACCGACGGCCUCAAGCGCGAGGACAUCCACUACACCUCCAAACUGGCCAGCUGCAGCACCAGCUACGACCAGGUGCGCCGCAGCAUCAAGAAGUCCGUCGACGUGUCCGGGCUGGGCUACGUCGACCUGUUCCUGCUGCACAGCCCGUACGGCGGCAGGGAGGCCCGGCUGGCGAGCUGGAGGGCGCUGGAGGACGCGGUCGAGGCGGAGGAGGUCAAGAUGGCGGGUGUGAGCAACUACGGGGUUAGGCAUAUCGAAGAGCUCAUUGCGUCGAGCCCGAAGGUGCACCCUGCCAUCAACCAGAUUGAGGUGCACCCGUUCAACACGCAGAUUCCCAUCCGGGAGACGUGUGCCAAGCACAACAUCAACGUGGAGGCGUACGCGCCGCUGGCCAGGGCGAUGCGGAUGAAGCAUCCAAAGAUUGUCAGCCUUGCCAAGGCAUACAACUGCACACCGGCACAGCUGUUUGUGAGAUGGUCUUUGCAAAACAACAUGAUCACCCUGCCCAAGAGCGUCAAGAAGGAAAGACUCAUUGAGAACGUUGAUGUCAACGGCUUCGAGAUCUCGGAUGAUGAUCUGGCAGUCAUGGAAAAGCUGGACGAGGGACUUGUCACGGAUUGGGACCCGACAGAUGCCCCGUAG
Diaporthe citri is the source of this 867-nucleotide messenger RNA. RefSeq lists its product as uncharacterized. The transcript has 5 exons. Gene Ontology annotation, molecular function: oxidoreductase activity. The record is from RefSeq and is a predicted model, not a curated record. Lineage: Eukaryota; Fungi; Ascomycota; Sordariomycetes; Diaporthales; Diaporthaceae. The coding region runs from base 1 to 867 and encodes 288 amino acids.